Salvelinus sp. IW2-2015 is the source of this 2857-nucleotide messenger RNA. It is a transcript of the gene pi4kab, whose product is annotated as phosphatidylinositol 4-kinase, catalytic, alpha b. Lineage: Eukaryota; Metazoa; Chordata; Actinopteri; Salmoniformes; Salmonidae. The record is from RefSeq and is a predicted model, not a curated record.
UAUGAACUUGUGGCUGUGGUAACUAGUGACGGCCGUCUGCUAGGCAGUAGGCACUAACGUUGGGUGCUAGCUUGUCCUCUUCGCAGCGGUAAAAGCUGUAUAAUGUUCUUACUACCAGUUUGUCUUGAUUCAUAAACAUGUCUGCAAAAGGAGCAGGAACGAGGGGUUUCUAUUUCAACACUGUAUUGUCCCUGGCGCGCUCUUUGGCUGCACACCGCCCAGCACCGAUAGAUAAGGUCCAAAAGCUCCAAUGCAUGUGUCCAGUGGACUUCCGAGGGGUGUUCCAGCUGGACGAGAGGAGGAGGGAUGCGGUCCUAGCUCUGGGUAUCUUCCUGGUCAAGUCUGACCUACAGCACAAAGAUUCUAUCGUCCCCUACCUGCUGGGGCUGCUGAAGGGACUUCCCAGAGUCCAGUGGAUCGAAGAAAGCUCUGGAAACAAAGGGCGCGAUAUCCUUCCGGUGGCAGAGAACUUCUGCUUCUGUCUGGUUACUCUUCUCUCAGACGUGGCCCAGCGAGAUGACACCCUGCGAGGACAGAUCCUGGAGGCCGUCAUGGACAUAAUGCAGGUCCUGCUGGACAUCUGCUUGAACUCAGAGGAACAUGAUAAAGAAUACCUGUGCAGGUACACUGUGCCCUGCUUGUUGGGUGUGGCCCGGGCCUUUGGUCGCUAUAGCAACACGGAGGAGCCCCUGUUGUCCAAGCUUUUUCCGCGGGCGGAAGCCCCGCCAGUGUCCACUGGCAAUGAUGUCGACCCAUCACGACGGCGCUCCUUCAACGACUUCCGCUCCAUCAUGCCGGCCUCGCUGCUCACAGUCUGUCAGGGAGACACCAUCAGACGCAAAGGAAGCUCCGUGUCCAGCAUAUCACAACAGGCCAGUCCAGAGAGAGCAGGACUCACCCCCAGCUCCCCAGCUGACCCCUCAGCACAGUACUUUGAAGGCUCCUAUCUCCCUGAUGGUAGUGCUGUGGACCCAGACUAUUACUUCUCCACCAUCAGUUCUAGUUUCUCUGUGUCUCCUCUGUUUACGGGUAGUGCCCAGGGAGAGUUUGACGUCCCUCUGGACGUUCUGCGUCAGCUGCUCAACAUGGUUGAGCAGUUUGUCUCUGAAUCCUUUCUGAAAACACUGGAUAACACCCUGCAGGAACUUCUGGAGUUGAACCCAGGUAUGCACCUGCACUACAGGACCUUCAGUGAUCCUCUGUAUGUGACCAUCUUCAAGAUGCUCAGAGACACGCUGUACAACCUGAAAGACCUGCAGACAGGCUAUGUGAAAGAGGUUCAUGACUUUGUGCUGAAGCAGUUCAGUAGUAGCCAGUCAGAGCUGCAGAGGAUCCUACAUGAUGUAGAUCACCUCCACAGUGAGCUGAGUCCUCUGAAGCUACGCUGCCAGGCUAACGCUGCCUGUGUCGACCUCAUGGUCUGGGCUGUCACUGAGGAGCAGGGAGCUGAGAACCUGUGUACCAAGCUGUCAGAGAAACUGCAGUCCAAGACGUCCAGUAAAGUAAUCAUCGCUCACAUUCCCCUGCUCGUCUGCUGUCUACAGGGUCUGGGUCGUCUGUGUGAGCGGUUCCCGGUGGUGGCCCACUCUGUCACCACGUCUCUCAGAGACUUCCUGGUGGUCCCCUCUCCUGUCCUUGUCAAGCUGUACAAGUACCACAGCCAGAACACCACAGGGACUGGAGAGAUCAAGAUCCAUGUGACCAAUGAGCACUCCCAGUCUACGUUCAGUGCUCACGCUAAUAAGAAGAGCCAGCCCUCCAUGUACGAACAGCUCCGAGACAUCUCCAUUGACAACAUCUGCAGGUGUCUGAAGGCAGGUCUGACUAUGGACAGUGUUAUAGUGGAGGCUUUCCUGGCCAGCCUGUCCAACCGUCUCUACAUCUCUCAGGAGAAUGACAAGGAGGCCCAUCUGAUCCCAGACCACACCAUCAGAGCGCUGGGUCACAUCGCGGUGGCUCUGAGGGACACGCCCCGCGUCAUGGAGCCCAUCCUGCAGAUCCUACAGCAGAAGUUCUGCCAGCCGCCGUCACAGCUAGACGUACUCAUUAUAGAUCAGCUGGGAUGCAUGGUCAUCACUGGGAACCAAUAUAUCUACCAGGAGGUGUGGAACCUGUUCCAGCAGAUCAGUGUGAAGGCCUCCUCCAUGGUCUACUCCACCAAGGACUACAAGGACCAUGGAUACAGACACUGUUCCCUGGCUGUGAUCAAUGCAUUAGCUAACAUAGCUGCCAACCUGGCAACAGAGCAGAUGGUUGAUGAGUUGCUUGUCAACCUACUGGAGCUGUUUGUGCAGCUGGGACUGGAGGGAAAGAGGGCCAGCGAGAGGGCCUCGGACAAGGGCCCUGCACUGAAGGCGUCAAGCAGUGCUGGAAACCUUGGUGUACUCGUUCCUGUUAUUGCUGUGCUGACGAAGCGUCUGCCGCCCAUCAAGGAAGCAAAGCCUCGCCUGCAGAAGCUGUUCAGAGACUUCUGGCUCUACUCUGUGGUGAUGGGCUUCGCUGUUGAGGGAUCAGGUCUGUGGCCAGAGGAGUGGUAUGAGGGAGUGUGUGAGAUCGCCACCAAGUCUCCCCUCCUCACCUUCCCCAGUGGAGAACCCCUACGCUCUGAACUACAGUACAACUCUGCCCUGAAGAACGACACCGUCACAGCGGCGGAGCUGAAUGACCUGAGGAGCACCAUUAUAAACCUGCUAGAUCCUCCUCCUGAGGUGUCUGCUCUCAUCAACAAACUAGACUUCGCCAUGUCGACCUACCUACUGUCUGUCUACAGGCUGGAGUACAUGAGGAUGCUGCGUGCUCUGGACUCUGACCGUUUCCAGGUAGAUGUUCCGCUACUUUGAGGACAGGACCAUCCAGA